CAUUUUCAGAUAUGUCUAGAAAAACUAUAUAUCCUUGCGAUAAAACGCGUAAGUAUCAGCUUCGAAAUAUUAUUUGUUUACAUUACAAGGGUAAGAGAGUUUGAAUUUCAUCAUAUUUUAUCGGCAAGGUAAUAUAAACCACAGACGAUAGUAAUUUUGCCUCAUUAUCCAUUCUGCGGGCAGUGAAUUCUGAGCAUAACGAAGGAUCUAGAAAGUAUUGCGGCAUUACGAGCAUAUGUAUAGUAAUGAGAUAGGCAAUCGUUUACUACAAGAUGUACGUCACUUUCAUUCCAUAUUUGCUAGGGACUAUUUUGUCCGUCGAUAAUGUGGAAAAAUGGAUCCUGGGUUCAGAAUAUAUGUUGCAAUUGACCAAAGUCACCGUAAUACACACAGAAACUCUUACAGCUGAGGAUUUAACAGCUAUGGUAAAGUGUCAACCAAAAAUAUCGGACGGCCUGAUCUGUUGCAUACAGAACGUCACAUUCCUGACAACCUUGAAGCACGAAAAUAAUACGCAAAGCGCAUCGUUAGAAAAGAUCAAUACGGAACAGAUAUUCGAGAUAAACUUUAAUAAAUACGGUGUGCAGAGUCUAGCAAUGGAGCUAAAUUCUGAUAUCGGCUUUAAUAUUAUCAAAUGGGUCGUUGAGCAAUUCAAUGUCGGCAUCAAUCUGAAAAUUAAGUCCGAACAAAAUAUGACAAGUGAUGAAAACGUGAAAGCUGGAUUACAUAUAAACAACUCAUUCACAGAGAUCGAAAACGUAUGGAAAAAUACUAAAUGUAAUACGUCAUACUUAAUAACAUAUAAAUCACAUACUGAAAUUGACUUUAAUACGAGCGAGUUGGCUCUCAACGAGAUUCCAUACUCAAAAGUUCAAAAGAAUGAUUUUCAAUUCAUAGUGCUGCCGAUAUCUUAUAUCGGACUCAAUCUUACGAAUCCCAUUAAUCAGAUUUUUUCGAUUGUCAGACAUAGAGAGACAUGCAUUAAUCAACCGCGAUACCUCAAGUUGCGAAAAGAGGUGUGGAACAUACGUGAAGUGACAACAUAUUUUAACAAAAUUGAGGUCAAAGACAAAGCAUUCAAGUUCUUAAGUUAUACUCAUUUAGAGGGGAGAUUAUUAAAGAAACAUUUGAAAGAAAGCCCCAUGUUUGAGGAAAGAGUGUAUCUGAAGCUAAUUGAAAUCAAACCUGCAUCAAAUAGGUUAUAUAUGACUAACGAUACAUUCGUCUUUCAGUUCAUUGAUGUGUAUAGAAAUGAUAGUCAGAAAUGAAUAUAUUUAUUAUUUAUAUGAAAAUAUAAUGAACAUAUUUGAAUGAAAAUUUGAAUAUAUAAUACUGUA
This is a messenger RNA of Linepithema humile (Argentine ant), 1337 nucleotides long. NCBI's taxonomy places the organism in Eukaryota, Metazoa, Arthropoda, Insecta, Hymenoptera, Formicidae. The record is from RefSeq and is a predicted model, not a curated record.